AUGGCGGCGACUACAGGGCCUGAUAGCUUCGUUGAUAGCCCAGCUGAUAGCGGCACUGAUUCGAGUGAUGCUGACUCUAAUGUCGCAGUUUUGAAGGGGAGACCAAGAGUAGCAAUUGAUAAAGAACGAUUGCAGUAUUUGAGAUCACUGAAAUUUACUUGGGAAGAAAUAGGAAACUUAAUGGGAGCAUCUUCCAAAACUGUGCAAAGGAGAGCAAAGGAAUGGAAUAUGAAAACUUUUUCUGUAAUAUCAGAUGAUGAGUUAGAUGAAAUAAUUAGUCAGUUUCCACACUAUGGGGAGGUGAUGUUAAGAGGCCACCUACAUUCCCAAAAGGUUUUUAUUCAAAGGAGUCGUAUGAGAGAAUCAAUCAAUCGGGUGAGAGGACAUCAGGCUAUUGCUCAACCUAUUCGACGCCGUUCCUAUUGUGUUGCAGGACCCAAUUCUCUAUGGCAUCUUGAUGGUAAUCAUAAAUUGAUUAAAUGGAGGUUGGUUGUUCAUGGUGCCAUAGAUGGGUUUACAAGGCUAAUUACAUUCUUGAAGUGUUCUGAUAAUAAUAGAUCUAGUACGGUUCUUGAAUCCUUUAUUAAAGCAUCAUCAGAGUAUGGCAUCCCCUCACGAGUUCGUACCGAUCAUGGAGGAGAAAAUAUUCGUGUUUGGGAAUACAUGGAAGAGACUAGAGGUCCAAAUCGAGGAUCAUAUAUUGCCGGGUCUAGUGUUCACAAUUGCCGAAUUGAGAGACUCUGGAGAGAUGUUUAUGCAGCUGUUUUAUCGAUCUAUCAUAUGAUUUUUCAAGACUUGGAACAAAUGGGUGCUCUAAACUGUGAAAAUAUUGCUGACAUUUUUGCGUUGCAUUUUAUUUUUGUACCAAGGAUUAAUCAUUCUCUUAAAUUGUUUCAGAAUUCAUGGAAUUCACACCCAUUGUCAACAGAGAACAAUAAAUCACCCCUUCAACUGUAUCACCGGCAUUCAAUGGAAACAUUGUUUGAUGAAACAGUCAAUCCUUUGAUUUAUGGUCGCAAUAGUGAAUCUAGUGAAGAUGAAAUGGCAGAUGGCAUAGAUGAUACUGCAGAGACUAUGACCAUUCCAGAUACACAUAUACCACUUAGUGAAGGUAGUCUGAGGCAACUCCAUGCUGCUAUAAAUCCACUUGCCAGUUGUGAUGACAAUGGGAAGCAACUCUACAUUAGUGCAAUAGGGCUUAUAUUUGUAUUAAUGCAAAAUGAUGGCUUAUUGUGAUUAUUGUGUUUUCAUUGUGAAUGAGGAUAUAGAAAAGUAAAUUGUAACUGAAGAAACUUAAUUCAAGAACUUGUUCAAUAUUUUUAUUUCACAUAUGCAUUCAUUAUAUACCCAUUACUUCAUGAUAGUGUAAUAAUA
Amphimedon queenslandica is the source of this 1374-nucleotide messenger RNA. RefSeq lists its product as uncharacterized. The transcript has 2 exons. Lineage: Eukaryota; Metazoa; Porifera; Demospongiae; Haplosclerida; Niphatidae. Gene Ontology annotation, molecular function: nucleic acid binding. Gene Ontology annotation, biological process: DNA integration. Bases 1 to 1236 code for a protein of 411 amino acids. The record is from RefSeq and is a predicted model, not a curated record.